CCUAGCCGCUUCUGCCUGCCCUCGAGACGCCGAGCCGCCCUCUCCUCAUCCCGACGUCCCCUUCCCAGGCUCCGCGGUGGUGCCACCUGGAAGCCCGCGCCUGGGAUCGCCGCUGCUUGCGAGCAUCCCGCGAUCACGCCCCUUCGCGAGCCAGGGGCCCUUCCCUGCGAUAAAGCCACCAAUCCUUCGAACCGCCAGGAGGACUGGGAAUACAUAAUUGGCUUCUGUGAUCAGAUCAACAAAGAGCUUGAAGGGCCCCAGAUUGCUGUUCGACUGCUGGCCCAUAAGAUCCAGUCUCCACAGGAAUGGGAGGCAGUGCAGGCCCUGACGGUGUUGGAAGCAUGUAUGAAGAACUGUGGGAGGAGAUUUCAUAAUGAAGUGGGCAAGUUCCGGUUUUUGAAUGAGUUAAUCAAAGUUGUCUCUCCAAAGUACCUGGGAGACAGGGUGUCCGAGAAGGUGAAGAUCAAGGUCAUCGAGCUGCUUUAUAGCUGGACGGUGGCCCUGCCAGAGGAAGCAAAGAUAAAAGAUGCCUACCACAUGUUGAAGAGACAGGGCAUAGUGCAGUCUGACCCUCCGAUCCCCAUGGACAGAACACUGAUACCCUCUCCACCACCUCGUCCCAAAAAUCCCGUUUUUGAUGAUGAGGAGAAGUCCAAGCUUUUAGCCAAGCUGCUGAAAAGCAAAAACCCAGAUGACCUUCAGGAGGCAAACAAGCUCAUCAAGUCAAUGGUGAAGGAAGAUGAAGCACGCAUCCAGAAGGUGACCAAGCGCCUGCACACAUUGGAGGAGGUUAAUAACAAUGUAAAGCUGCUCCAUGAGAUGCUGCUUCACUACAACCAAGAGCACUCAUCAGAGGCAGACAGAGAGCUCAUGAAGGAGCUGUAUGAUCGGUGUGAGAACAAGAGACGGACAUUAUUUAAACUAGCCAGCGAGACAGAAGACAAUGACAAUAGUUUGGGGGACAUCCUGCAGGCCAGUGACAACCUCUCCCGGAUCAUCAACUCUUACAAAGCAAUUAUUGAAGGGCAAGUCAUCAACGGUGAGGUGACCACCUCAACCAUGCCUGACUCUGAAGGAAACCACCAGUCCAGUAGCCACGGCACUCUCAUCGACCUUGCUGAGUUGGACACACCCAACAGUUCACCCCCAGUGUUGGCCCCAACACCCACCCCACCCUCCUCAGGCAUCCCUAUCCUCCCUCCACCCCCCCAGACCUCGGGACCUUCACGGAGCCGUUCGUCUAGCCAGGCUGAGGCUCCUCCUGGGCCCAACAACACAAGCAAUGCCUUCUCCUUGCUGGAUGAGGAGCUGCUCUGCUUGGGCCUCAAUGACCCAGCUCCCCCUGCUCCUCCAAAAGACUCAGCUGGAAGUAGCCAGUGGCACCUUUUCCAGAGUGAACAGUCAGACCUGGAUUUCUUCUUCCCCACACCGGGGCCUGCUGCCUGCUCCCCCUCAGCCCCCACCUCAAGUUCCUCCCAAGCUCCACUACUACCUUCCUUCCCAGCUCCCACAGGCCCAGCCAGUGCCCCUGCCCCUAGCACCAGCACCUUCAUGUUCUCUUCUGGAUUUGCCCCAGCUAUGGUCCCAAAGGCUGAACCUGCAGCCCCCGAGUACCAUGGUUCAGGGCUGGGUGAUACCACUCUGCACCACCUGGAUGCCCUUGAUCAGCUUCUGGAAGAGGCCAAAGUGACCUCAGGCUUGGUGAAACCUGUCUCCUCUUGCUUUUCCCCUGGGGCUGCCGCCUCCCCCUGCCUCCCCACUUCUGCCCCAGCCAGGCCUCUCCUGCCCUUCUCCGCUGGGCCUGGCAGCCCUCUCUUCCAGCCACCAGCCUUCCAGUCCCAAGGCAGCCCUGUGAAGGGGCCCGAGCUCUCCCUGGCCAGUGUCCAUGUGCCCCUGGAAUCCAUCAAGCCUAGCAGUGCCCUUCCUGUAACAGCCUAUGAUAAAAAUGGCUUCCGCAUCCUUUUCCACUUUGCCAAGGAGUGUCCACCAGGGCGGCCGGAUGUGCUGGUGGUGGUGGUGUCCAUGCUGAAUACGGCUCCCUUGCCAGUCAAGAGUAUUGUGUUGCAGGCUGCAGUGCCCAAGUCAAUGAAAGUGAAGUUGCAGCCACCCUCUGGAACAGCACUGUCCCCAUUUAGUCCUGCCCAGCCACCUGCAGCCAUUACCCAGGUCAUGCUGCUGGCCAACCCAAUGAAGGAGAAGGUACGGCUUCGGUAUAGGCUGACCUUCGCCCUGGGGGAGCAGCUGAGCACAGAGCUGGGCGAGGUGGACCAGUUCCCUCCUGUGGAGCAGUGGGGGAGCCUGUGACCCCAGAGGAUGCUGUGAUCUCCACUUGAAGGCAGGCAGUCCGCCCCGAGAUGGAAAGGGCUCCAGUUCAGUCAUUUUCUACAUCCUGACGGCAGUGCUUCUAGCUUUGAUGUGGACUAGGGGCCCAAAGUAUUUCUGCUGGGAGCCAAGCUGCUACUGGGAAAAUCUCACCUCCUUGGCUCCCUCACCCCCAAAAGGAACUGUUUCUAUUUACCUGUGUGACUUGAAGUGGCCAUGUACUUAUUGUCAGGUGGGGAGUGGUCCCUGACUUUACUGGCUGCCCUGGGUUUUCCCUCAUUUUAGUGGCAUUCUCUGAUGCUGUUAGGUCCCCUCAAGAACCAGGACCUUACACCCCAAAAAGACAUGGCUUGAGAGGGCACAGCCUCUGUUGCUUGCCUGUGCUUCCCUGCUGUCUGGCUGUGCUGCCACCUCUAGUGAGGUGGCCCAGAGUGAGGUGUUGGUGUACUGCCUAAUCUCCUCCCUGUCUUCUGUGGGCAGCUACAUCCUGGAAUGGCUACUGAAGGAGUAGUGUGCUUGCCCUUGGCAAUGGCAGGCUGUGUCCUAUGGACAUUUCAGCAGGACAUGGAACUCAGCCUAGCAGAACCAGAACUUGGCCUCAUGACAGAGCCUAAACUGGGCACAGGAAGGAAAAUGGAAGAGAGCCAGUGUUUUCCCUUCAGAAGCAGGCACUGGAGCUUUGUGGGAAAAGCUUAUCUCCUGUCAUGGGGACAGGCCACCUUACACACUACCUCUUGCUGAGCAUGACAUAAACUGCUACCCUUAGUCUCUGAAAGGGAGGACAACUCUCGCCACCCUCUGUGUCCUCCUGCUUUGGCCACCUCCGCUUUUCACUACAUGGUGUGUGAUGUGGCACCUUUGGUUGGACCCUGGAAGCCUCAAGGUCAAGCACAUUGCACUAGUGGAUGGACAUCCUUUCUCCUGCACUGAAACCCCACUAGCUAUGUACAGAGGGGCACUGUCAGCGAGAUGUUGGGUCUGGAGGUAUUGAGAUAAGGGGCCAUGCUGGAACCAAGUCUCCAGACCCUAUUGCUUCAACAGUGCUCUGCCCCAGCUAGCGUGAACCAGCUGCACCGGGCCAUGGAUGCUAAGCCUCAAGGCACUAGGAAAAAACUGCCAGCUGCCACAGAAGUUGCAGAAGGUCAAACAGCUCAGCUGAUGGCUCAGCUCUGUUGCCUCUGGAGAAAGGAAGGUGGCACAAACCAUAAUCCCUGGCCCCUACCCCUUGCCAGCUCCUUGCUUUAUAUCCAGAGGUCCUUUCACCCUCUUCCCAUCUUUAGCAAGCAGGCUUCAUUGCUUCAUUAGGACAGGUCAAAGUGAAAUCAUUUUCACUACUUAAGGAAUAAAUCCAAGUACUUUCCAGACACCAGCUACUUCAGCCCUGGAAUGUCUGUGGGAUUAGUGUGUGGAAACACACCUUUAUAAGCUUUAGACAUUAAAAUUAUGAGGAGUAUUCCUAUUAUUGAGGUCACUGCUUCAUGGCAAACAGCCGUACUGGAUGUAUCAAAUCCUUUGCCCUUGUUUUGCUGCAUGUUAAAUAAAACCAUUUUACCCUACUUGGAAUCCUAGUAUGGACAGUGUUCACCCUUACAGGAAGUUACCAUGUGUGAAUUCCAAGCACAGGUAGAUGGAGAGGCUACAUUGGAAUAUGUUAAAAGUAGAGAUUUCUGAAUCCUUGUGGAAAAGUUAAGAUGGGGUGUUGUAAAUGAUGUGACCUGAGGCAAGACCUAAGGAGCUGAAGUAGACCACCACGUGCUCUUGCUGAAGUUUCCAGUUGCAGGCAAGAUACUGCAUUUACCUGUUUCUAAUUCAGGGGGUGCUUCCCCACUAAGGAGACAAGGGAAGAUGGUUCUGUGUAUCAAAGGGGACAUAAGCCAGGCAUAGUAGCAGGCAGUAUAAACUCAGCUACCCAGAAG
This is a messenger RNA of Castor canadensis (American beaver), 4238 nucleotides long. The record is from RefSeq and is a predicted model, not a curated record. Lineage: Eukaryota; Metazoa; Chordata; Mammalia; Rodentia; Castoridae.